AUGACGAAUCUUGAGUGGGGAAAGGCAGGGUGCAGCGAGGAUGCCAUCCAGAAGUGUGUAGCGGCCGGCGCCUUCCAUCCUGGCGAGCUGAUCGAAUGGCGAGCCCCCAUCAAAGAUGAGACUCCGACGCUAUCCACCUUGGAGGAUCAGUUUGUUAUCCUGUCUCUGAGGCACAUAAUUUGCGGUCUGAGGUUGGAUGCGAGCGAUUUUCUGGUCAGCGUGCUCAACCACUACAGACUUGAGUGGUCUCACCUGACGCCCAACUCCAUUACCGCGCUGAGCAUGUUCGCCCACCUCUGUGAGGCCUACAUGGGAGUGCCUCCGACUGUGGAGGUCUUCACGCACUUCUACAACCUCUUUCACAAUAUGAAAGGCAAAACGACAACACUCGGCUCCGUCUACUUCCGGCUUAGGGACAAGAUGAAGAAGAGUUAUCCAGUGUACUACUUGAAAGCCUCGCAGUUCAGUUGGGUUUCUCUGUGGUUCUAUGCCAAGGUACCACAGAACUGUCGCUUGACCUUCAGGUGUGAUGCAUUGGAGGAGAAAGACAAUUGGAAGGAUCUUUUGCCUCUUUCCCCUGAGCAGGAGAAGCAGGUCCUCCGAAUCACGGAGUUAAGUAACCAAGGCUUGACUGGUGUAGACAUCGUUCACGAUUACCUCAAGCACCGGAUUAGCCCUUUGCGCCGAAGGACGCAUUUGGCGUGCGGUUAUUCUGGUCUGUCAGAUCCUACCAGGGAUUCAGAAAAAGAUCUUUCUGUGGAAGACAUUGAGAGCAAGCUGCGCUACCUUCUAGAUCUUAAGAAAAUGGGUGUGAAGCAGCCUACAGAUAGACGUAAUGUUCCAACCAGCCUGGUCAGAGCAUCAGCCAAUGACCAUGCCAAUCAACCUCUUGGCUUGCUGAAUGUUCCCUCAACUCACGAAGCUAAGAAGAAAGCACUUGAGGAGAUUACAGCUUCGAUAAAGACAAGGAAAUCUUCCAUGAUCACAUAUAAAUCUCAAGUUCGCCGUGCCUCCCUACGAAGAUACACAAGGCAAUCUGCUGGUCCCAGGAAGGUUGUAGUACCUCCACCUCUUGAAAUUGACCCUUCCCCCACUCAAGGUUCGGAUCCAGAAGAAGAGAUUCUUGAUGCCAUAACAAAUAUAACAACUGCAGCUUCUCCAAACAGGGGCGUAGAACAAAAAUCUAUAGAGCACCCUUCUGAGGUUAAAGAGGGGAAAAUAGCAGAGUUAACGAAACCUUCUUUUUCAGUUAUUGGUGCCAAAAGAAAGGCCCCCCGAUCUCAUUCUCAGAGAAGGGCAAAGUAUUCAUUACUUUCCGUUGUUACAAAGAACAGGAUGUCGUCUUUGGACACUGGUUCUAUAAAAGGGACUUCCUCAACAAAAGAGGCAGUGUUAGCGCUAAAUUCACGGCCACUAGGAUUGGCACGAUGCCCUCCUGCCUCUUUAGCAGAAGAGGCAGGGAACGGUGAACUGUUCAUGCUUGCCAAUGUUGUUGAUUCACGGCCUAAGGUUGUUGAGGACUCCAUGUCGAAUGUACUCCUUAAUCAACCUGUUAGAGAUUUUUCUCGCAAGGAGGUUGAUCCUGCACAAUCUAUCUCUGAGAUAGUCAGAGACCAGGAGGCCAUUGAGGUAUCAGCUGCCAUUCCAGUGCAUAAUACGGAGGAAAUAAACAGUGAGGUGAUAUGGGAGCGGAUGCAGAAAGUUCAGAGUGAAUAUGUGUCAUUCAGUGUGGCAGCCUCCUCUGAGAUUUUAGAACAAGCAAACAAGCUGGUCAUGGAGAAUAGACGCCUGAAGGAUAGGCAGAUAAUGCUGGAGCAACAAGUGAAAGACCUCGAAGACAACAAAAGGCUCUUGAUGAAGAAAGCCGAGCAGGAGACAUUCAAAAUAAAAGAAGAAAAUAUAAAGCUGAAAGAUGAGAACAAAGACCUCAAAGACAGCAGAAGGCUCUUAACAGAAAGGAUGACGGAAGCCGAGCAGGAGGCAUUCAAAAUAGUAGAAGAAAAUAUAAAGCUGAAAGAUGAGAAUAAAGGCCAGAAGCAGAAGAUCGAGGAGCUGAGUAAGCAGAACGAGUCGACCCUAGGGGCCUUGGUCCAGAAAUGCGCAGAGGUGAACCGCCACAAAGAGGAGGCGGCUCAGCUCAUUAAAGAAAAGGAAGAGCUGCAAGCGCGCGUGUCGCGUGCCAAUGAUCUUGUCAAGCUAAUGACGAGUACUUUGGGCCAAGAAAAAGACAGUGCUUCCUGA
Messenger RNA from Miscanthus lutarioriparius, 2241 nucleotides. The record is from the annotation of a GenBank genome assembly. Lineage: Eukaryota; Viridiplantae; Streptophyta; Magnoliopsida; Poales; Poaceae.